Pyrus x bretschneideri (Chinese white pear) is the source of this 1061-nucleotide messenger RNA. RefSeq lists its product as uncharacterized. Lineage: Eukaryota; Viridiplantae; Streptophyta; Magnoliopsida; Rosales; Rosaceae. The transcript has 2 exons. The coding region runs from base 307 to 708 and encodes 133 amino acids. The record is from RefSeq and is a predicted model, not a curated record.
UUUUGAGAGAGUUUUGUUUUUUUCUUCCAGCUGUUUGGGCAAUUUCAUCUCGUUUAACGAUCCGCACUCUUGUCUCCUGUUUUAGGUGACUCUUGGUGGGAGUUGUUUGAUAGUUAGGUGGUGACUUCUUUGGUAGAUAGGAUGGCUUCGAUUGGAGUGAGAGAAGGUUACGCCAAAAUGACCUGGAGAAGUUUACAAAGUAUUGCAUGACUGCAAUACCGAUGAUGAUUAAAUCAUUACCUAAGCUCGUUAUAUUUUUAUUUUUGUAAUAGCCUGCUGAAGAAGAGGUUGAUCCCUGCAUUUGUGAUGGUGGAAGUGUUGUGGUCCCUAUUAGCCGCUAUCCCUGCAGUAGUUGCAGGACAAGCGUUUCGAGUGAAGAAAAGGCGUGGCGAAGAGCAGAGAUUAAAGAGCGCUAGAGGGAGGGAGAAGAGUUCUGAUGAGAUUUUUGUCUGCGAAAGGGUAUGCACGUCGAAAAGAAUGCUGAAAAAGGUUGGUGCAUUCUCAAAGGACCCUAUUCCUGAUACUUGCGUUACCGUCUGCGGUGUAUCUGAGCUCGAUGCGUGUGCUGAUGCGUGUGCCCGCACUGUCUGCGUAAACCAACAUCAAGUACCGAAUUGGAACGACAUCUGCCUUAGGAGAUGCCAGACAACAAGCCAAUCUACUUCCGCUUGCAGGCGACGUGGAGGCAUUACUUGCUCAUAUCCCUAAGUCCCUACGAAAAAAGCGUUACAACUGUCGGCAAGUGAUCCAAUCCGAUCCAAUCUAAAGCAGCAUGCGAAGGAUCUCUCAACUUUAUUUUAAUCAACAAUAAAUGCUUUCGCAUGGUAUAGCCAUUGAUAUUCGUUGUUCCUCUCCAUCUAAAGUUAUAUUCUUCAAUAUAAUAGUUAUACGACGAGUGGAUGUUUUUCAAAGAUAACUCCGUCCUCCAUUUCGGGGUUUUAGUUUUGUAACCGUUGUGUCCUCGUUGGCUUUGGCUUUAUUAAUAAUUAAACUUGUUUAAUAUCGCAUUUAUUCCGAGACAAGAAACUUUUAUCUUAACUUUGGCUCGUUGCAUAUCUUAA